GCAGACGAGAUUCCGCCCCCGCUGGCAGCAGCUUCGGGAUUUGAGCGCCUCCUCCCCUACAGCACCAGGGACAGCGCCUUUCCUGGGAAAGCAGCCUUCUUCCUCGCCAAAGUGCUACCGCCGCAGCUUCAGUCUCCCGUGUGGAGGAACAGCAUUGGGCCACGUUGGUAAAACAUGGCAACCGAGGUUCACCAUCUCCAAGAACUGCGGCGGAGUGCUUCAUUGGCUACCAAGGUUUUUAUACAGCGAGACUAUAGUGAUGGGACCAUCUGUCAGUUCCAGACCAAAUUCCCUCCUGAAUUGGACAGUCGGAUUGAGCGGCAACUUUUUGAGGAAACAGUGAAGACACUGAACAACUUCUAUGCAGAGGCUGAGAAAAUUGGGGGCAGCUCCUAUCUGGAGGGAUGUCUGGCAUGUGCCACAGCCUAUUUCAUCUUCCUUUGCAUGGAGACCCACUAUGAGAAGGUUCUGAAGAAGAUCUCCAAGUACAUCCAGGAGCAGAAUGAGAAAAUCUAUGCUCCACGGGGGCUUCUGCUGACAGACCCAGUGGAGCGGGGCAUGAGAGUUAUUGAGAUUUCUAUCUAUGAGGAUCGUUGCAGCAGUUCCAGCUCAGGCAGCACCAGCAGCACCAGCAGCAGUGCUGGGGGAGGUGGGGGACCAGGGGGCCGGUGACUGGCACACAGUCCCGGUAGGGACUUGUACUGCCGGGACGAUGGAGUCUCUGAGAUUCGCAGGCUGCGCUAUCAGAGCACCCGUUUCUGAGCUCCUCCAGGGGGUCGGGAUGCCAGCAAGGAGUAUCAUGACACCCCUGGGAUCUACAAUGGCUGGUGAGGGAAAAGUCAUUCCCAGGGGAUUCCUGACUUUGACUUGAGUGGCUGUUAUCCCUGAAGGAGCUCACUUUCUAUGGCUGAGUCCUUUAUAUCCUGAAAUACUGGCACUUCCUGUGAGUUCAGACAUGAUGGCCCCUGAUUUUCCCAGAUAGAUAAUUACUUAAGUUCUAUCCUCCCAAAUGAUGGGUGCAUCAUCCAGAUUGGUUACAACUGCUAGCUGAAGGUCACAUGGUCAGCAAAUAGCAACCCAGCACAGGGAGGUGGGAUGGGGUGGACUGAAGGAACAGGAGUGAUUUCAAACCAUGUAAUAAUCCUCUCACUGAGUGUUUCUGCCUUGUUCCUUAACAGGCUACCUUAGCUCCUGUCUUUGGGUGCUAUGUAUAUUCCUUUCCUGAACUUCAGGCAUACUAUAUGCUUUGAAUAUUCAGUGUCCACAGUGCUUCCACUUCAGUUGCCUGCAUCCUCUCCUAUACCUUUAGUGCUGGUACUUCCAAAACACGUCCUUUCACAGAUGCUAGGAUGGCUUCUAUUCUUGGAAACCAUAGAACAUGCCUUAUGCUCUAUUUCUUUCAGGGCACUAGAAAAGAACAUAGAGCCACAGAAUGGAGCAGCUACUUGGUCUCUUUCUCUGGGACAGUAGCAUGAAUACUACUGGGGAAUAACUUCUUCCAAAUUUGGAAGACUGCGCCUCAUUGACUCUGGCAAACUCCAAAAGAUUUCAGUACAAUGCUGGGAUCAUGGAGAGCACUAAGAUAUUCUGAGGCUUUAAAGGUGCAUUGUGGGUAGAGGGGUGGGAUAAUGAUUUAUUUGCUUAACUUUGUCCAGCCCAAAAAGCAUAUUUUGUAAAUAUCUACUAUAGCGUUAACCAUCUAAGCUUCAUGCCACCUCUUCCCCUGAGUUGGUACACAAAGUCACAGGAAGGAAGAAUAUUUCUCCAAGGCUGAUACAGUAGGUGUUUUUACCUACAACUCUUAACUUACUUCCCAACACUGGUGUUCUGCAAUGUCACCUUAUCACUCGUAUGCAUAAGUUGUUCCUUGCGGCAUGUUUCUCAUCCUGUAUAUAGCUGUUUGGGUCCUAUGAAUAUUUAAGAACCUCUGGGUAUUGGUGCUUCAGUGCCACUUCUCUGAGUCCCCUGGUGCCACUCUGUGAAACAAGAUAGACAGAUAAGAGGAUGCCAGGUUGUCCAAUGAACCAGUAUCCAAAUCAUGGAUGAAUUUUGUCACUACCUCCAACAAUGAACAAUAGAUCCUUAAAUACUUCCAACUUCUCACGUAUCACACAUCUGUCUCUGUGUGUAUUGUACGCAUAUGUGUGCUGAGAUCCUCAAACAAAUUGUACACAUAUCUAAAGAGGGGAAAGUCUUGAGCCGAGUGCAUACUAGGACAUUAUUAUUCACUGAAUGCUUGGCCUGAGAAGCUUUGCUAUAACUUACCUUCAUUGCUCAGGGGCAUGGUGGGGCAUCUGCUGAAAGCCCAGGUGCUAAUAAAGACACAUUGCCAAUCAUGCCAUACCAAGCAUCAGAGCCCUGUCUGGUGCUUCUGCAGCAUAGUUCCUGCUGCAUCAAUAACUGUUUUUCCACUGUUCUCAUCCAUUGCUCCCCUUGACUCUCACACUUCCUUGACCCAGUGAACCUGCUUCCCCCCAUCCUGGUAAAGUUUGAGCCAUGCCAACAAUGGCUGCUUGCUGUCAUUGCUCUCAGUCACCCCUCUCUGAGUGUGCUGCUUAUUAUGGAUAUAGAAUGAUGGUGAGGCCAGGCCUGUAGCUUGUCCUAAACGUUGGGGGAGAGGACAAAAAAAAAUUGGGAGAAGCUUAUAUGGGCUUUCAAAACUAAGAUAAAAUAUAGGCUACAGGAUGGGAUGGAAAGAUGCCACAUUAACUUUCAUACUUAUUGUAAGUACUCAUGAGGCACAAGAGUGAAGGAGACCUAAGGGAGUGGGGGUGGCCAUGAGUAACCAUCAGUGGGGCACCAUACAGAGACACUGAUGAUAGAAGUUAUAGGAGAUACGGCAACAGCAUUCCAAGUUGAGACAGGGACUCUUUAGCAGUGCCGUAUUAAGGGUCCACUAACAUCUGGAGUCAGUCUUUUUAUUAGUAUUCUUACCACCUUGAUUUCAGGAUUGGAUUUCCUUGAGUGUGAGAAAAGAAUUGGAGAUUGACCAAACCCUGUUCUGUGGGACUGAGAACUGCAGAGGCUAUGGCAGAUGCAUAGAAAUUAGGUCAGAUGUAUCCAGUUGCCUCCUCAUGCCAUAUGUUGGGUAUCAUUUUUGCCACAUGAAUCUGGUAAUAACUCAACCCACUAUGUCUCUACAUGGCAAUUUCUAACAA
Molecule: messenger RNA, 3158 nt
Organism: Candoia aspera
Lineage: Eukaryota; Metazoa; Chordata; Lepidosauria; Squamata; Candoiidae
Gene: GOLGA7B
Product: golgin A7 family member B
Exons: 5
Coding region: 175-672 (165 amino acids)
Biological process (GO): peptidyl-L-cysteine S-palmitoylation; protein targeting to membrane
Cellular component (GO): palmitoyltransferase complex
Source: RefSeq, a predicted model, not a curated record